Racocetra fulgida is the source of this 921-nucleotide messenger RNA. Lineage: Eukaryota; Fungi; Glomeromycota; Glomeromycetes; Diversisporales; Gigasporaceae. The record is from the annotation of a GenBank genome assembly.
AUGGCGUCUGAAGAUAAAAAGACUACAGUAGCUGAUGAGUUGGAUGAUAUUGACGAUCUACUUGAUGAUUUUAUAGGAAAAACCAAUGUAACCUAUUUAAUUUCAAAUGUUUCAGAGGUUUUGGACGACUUUUCUUCACAGCAGUCUUCUAAGCAUCAUGACUCAAACAAGCAAACUACAACUUCCACAGCCACUACUUCAAAUGAGAAUCUUAUAAAUGAUGAAGAAUAUGCGGCGCAAUUAGCCGCAGACAUGGAAGAUUUUGUUAAACAGUUUGAAGAAAACGAAGAGAUAAAAAAAGCAUUUCAAGAGUUAAUGAAUUCAGUUGGUGAUGAAUCCAUCAGUGGGGUUGGAAAUAGCGAUAGUAAUAAUUUAGGGGGGCCUAAUGAAUUCAAAGAAAGAUCAUUUCAAGAUAAAAUCAAUCAAACAAUGAAUAAACUUCAAAAUAGUUCGGAUCAAGUUGAUGCCGAAAUUUCAGAAGGUGCAGCCGAUGCAUUAGUCGAACAAAUGAUUAAACAAUUAGAAGGUGUAGCAGGGUUAGCAGGUCUUGGUGAGAAUGGAAAUAUGGAGGAUAUGAUGGGCGGAGGAAUGGAUAAAGUAUUAGAGUGGAUGAUGGAAACUCUAGCGACAAAAGAUUACUUAUAUGAGCCAAUGAAAGAAUUUGUUCAAAAGGACUAUGAACGUUAUGAAAAACAAUCAAAGUAUAUUCAAAAAAUUAUUGAGAAAUAUGAAGCGCCUGAUUUUGAUGAAAACAAUGAACAACAGAAUAAGGUCAUAGUGAGCUUAAUGCAAGAACUUCAAGAACUUGGUCAACCACCAGCAGAAAUUCUUCAUGAGUUAGCACCGGGAAUAGAACUUGAUGAACAAGGAAUGCCAAAAAUAUCUGCUGCAGAAUUGUCUUCUGGUUGUAGAAAUAUGUAA